AUGGCUCUAAUCCAAAUGUUGUGUAUUGGCGGAGUUUUGAUAACCCAACUGAUACUUGGUUGCCUGGUUGGGUUCAAUAAAAGACCUAACCAAAGUCAGAAACUUAUUUCAUGGAGAAGUCGAGAAGAUCCAGCCACGGGAUUUUACAACUUACAAUCAGAUUCAAGUGGAACAAGUCAGUAUUUUGUAUACCGGAACAACUCCGAACAAAUUUGGAAAAGUGGGGAGUGGAAUGAAGAAUCAAAAACCUUUCAAUUAGUUCCUGAGAGUUACAUUUCGAAUGUAAAUGAGAGUUACUUCACUUAUUCACUUUACAACAGUUCUAUCAUAUCUAGAUUUGUUAUAGAAACAAGACAAAAAUGGAAUUUGUUUUGGUCUCAACCCAAAUUGUGUGAUGUUUAUGGCAUUUGUGGUCCUUUUGGCAACUGCAACCAGCAGGAUAUCUAUGGUAGCUGUGAGUGUUUUCCGGGCUUUGCCCCACGAUCUCCUACAGAUUCAUCUGGCGGAUGUGUAAGGAGCACGCCUUUGCAAUGUGGGAGUAAACAUGGGUUUUCCCCAAUCCCAACUUCAGGAUUGCCUGAUAAACCCCUGUAUUCAGAAAUAGAUAGCGCUGAAGAAUGCAAAUCAGCUUGCGAGGCUACAUGUUCUUGCAGUGCUUAUGCUUUCGACUAUCGAUGUCAUUUGUGGGAUGGAGAUAUAAUAAAUAUCAAUAAUAUUACAUCAUCUCGUUAUGCAACAAUUGUUUUCUAUCUCAGACUAGCAGCCACGGAAAUCCUCAAUCCUUCACCUGUCUCUAGCAGUCUCGUACCUGUUUCUACUGCUGCAUGUAAGUAA
Messenger RNA from Papaver somniferum (opium poppy), 834 nucleotides. RefSeq names its product G-type lectin S-receptor-like serine/threonine-protein kinase At2g19130. Lineage: Eukaryota; Viridiplantae; Streptophyta; Magnoliopsida; Ranunculales; Papaveraceae. Gene Ontology annotation, biological process: recognition of pollen. The coding region runs from base 1 to 834 and encodes 277 amino acids. The record is from RefSeq and is a predicted model, not a curated record. The transcript has a single exon.